Aspergillus puulaauensis is the source of this 975-nucleotide messenger RNA. RefSeq lists its product as uncharacterized. The transcript is spliced from 6 exons. Gene Ontology annotation, cellular component: membrane. The record is from RefSeq and is a predicted model, not a curated record. Gene Ontology annotation, biological process: transmembrane transport. NCBI's taxonomy places the organism in Eukaryota, Fungi, Ascomycota, Eurotiomycetes, Eurotiales, Aspergillaceae. Gene Ontology annotation, molecular function: transmembrane transporter activity. Bases 1 to 975 code for a protein of 324 amino acids.
AUGGCGCAGCCGACGCAGGAAAACUCGCCCAAGACCUCCGAUGUCGAGAAGACCGACUUAUCAGGCGACCAUCACAAGGAGCGGCUAGCGCAGUUCGAGGAUCCUGAUGAGGGAUUGAGCGAGGAGGAAAGGGCGAAGAUUGAUCGCGCCCUGCUUUGGAAGCUCGACUUGAGAUUGGUUCCCUGGUUGAGUCUACUCUAUCUUAUUUCCUUCCUGGAUCGGACCAACAUCGGCAAUGCGAAGCUCGUGCAUCUACAGGAGGAUCUUGAUAUGAGUGAUAGCCAAUACAAUGCGGCACUGACCAUCUUCUUUGUUUCAUACUCGGUUUUUGAGCCCCUGACCAACGUUCUUCUCAAGCGUUUGCGACCUAGCAUCUUCAUACCAAUCAUUAUGGUCCUAUGGGGAAUCUGCAUGAUGUGCAUGGGCUUUGUCCACAACUGGGCCGGUCUCAUGGCUGUCCGCUGGUUUCUUGGACUAACAGAAGCCGGUCUCUUUCCCGGUGUUGGAUAUUUCCUCUCCUGCUGGUACAAGCGUCUUGAAUUUGGUGUGCGCAUGGCCAUAUUCUUCUCCGCUGCCGCUCUGGCGGGUUCCUUCGGUGGUCUUCUCGCCGCCGCCAUUGCUCUUAUGGAUGGGAUAGGCGGGAAAGAGGGCUGGGCGUGGAUCUUUAUCCUCGAGGGCCUCGUGACGAUCGUUGUCGGUGUUAUGUCCUUCUGGAUGGUUUACGACUUUCCGGACGAGGCGACGUUUUUGUCGGACGAUGACCGCAAGCGUGUUUUACGUAGGCUGGCGUCUGAUCAGCAGGCAAGCGCAGAGCACGAGAACUUUAAGAUGGCGUAUUUCUGGAAUAGUGUCAAGGACUGGAAGACCUAUACGGGUAUGAUUAUUUAUAUGGGCGCGGACGGGUGUCUCUAUGCAUUCUCGCUGUUUGUGCCGACUAUUAUCAACGAACUGGUUUACCGGCUCUUAACUAUUUAG